Molecule: messenger RNA, 981 nt
Organism: Tetrapisispora phaffii CBS 4417
Lineage: Eukaryota; Fungi; Ascomycota; Saccharomycetes; Saccharomycetales; Saccharomycetaceae
Exons: 1
Coding region: 1-981 (326 amino acids)
Source: RefSeq, a predicted model, not a curated record
AUGACUAAAUUGCCCACUACUUAUUUGUUUACAAGUGGGAGAAUAACACUUUUAUUAUCGUUAGUCUUGAUAUUCGCAUUUACCGAUGCUAUUCCAAUUAUUAAGAGAUCAUUUAAAGAAGUAAUAUGUGGUUCGGGUGCUACUAUUUUUAUAGGUGCCGCAGCUGGUAGUGCAAAAAUUACAGGUGUAGUGUGUACUCCUGAAGCCCAAGUUGCAAUCGGGGCACUGACAUUUGGAGAAGGCGGUGCAGUUGCUUGCUUAGGCUGGUUUGCAACGUCGUUGGUCCUCGCUGCUGCUGGUGCUGCAUUUGCUGCUUACGGUACAAGUGAUUGGAAUUGGGAAUGGGAGAAAACUGGUGUUGCAAUUUCUACGAGAGAUUCUAAUAUUGUGAGUUACACAAAUACCAGCAACGGCCAGAUUAUUACAAAAGAUACAUAUUUAGAAGAUUUUUUUCAAGAAGCGUUGAUGAAAAGAGAAAUUGUUGAUUGGGAUUUAAUACAAUAUUAUUAUAUCACACCAUAUUCCAUUGUUUCUAAUGCAUCUGUGCCUUUAGCUAUUGAUUUUACAAAAAACGGGAAUUACGUUCCUGUGACCUAUUCAUAUAUGCAUUCAAACGGUACUAUGAUCACUACUUUAACAAGCAAAAACGAUAUUGCUUCUCAACAUGAAAUAUUUGUUGCUUGGAUUAAUGAUUCUCAAUUGUUGAAGCGUGAUGAAACUGCAACAUGGUGGUCAUAUAAUACUUACGGGGCAAAUCCAGGUAGGUGUAACGAUUUGGAACAACAUUUAAACACUUACAGCUCAGACUACAAGCAAGACUGGGAACAGAUUGGAAUGGCAAUUGCAAGUAUUGAUAACAACAAUAUUCCCUCAAAAUUCUGCUUAAGUGCCAGUGAUGGAGAUACUACAGUGAGAGAAAAUUCGGCUAUUGUUGGUGAGAUAUAUGCUAACCAAUAUGGUGGUAUCGACGGUACUUGUUAG